ACUAUGACUCGUACCUGUUCACAUAAGAUUUAAAAAAAAAACUGAUAAGUACAAUGGUAUGUUAUAUCGUGCAGUAGUUUCUUUAAACAGCAAUGAUGAAUGGUUACACUUUCAUGCCAAUAGUUUUACUGUUUCAUAUGACAAUGAUUUCUCUCCAGUAUAUUCUGGAAAAAGAGAAAUCUUCUGAGAAAUUUGUUGUUUUUUUUGUUUUCAAAAGAACUCAAUGAUAACGUUUUUGAGGACCUUGAGAAAUCUCACUGGAAUAAACUCUACCAGAUAACUCCCACAACCUUCAUAUUCCAAUACAAAGGCAGAGCCAUAAAUGAUGCGAUUGGAGAUGUAAAAAGGAAGUUUAAAAAUCAGUUAAUUGAAAUAGAACAAGUGAAGAACUACAUUGAGGUUAUUAGAACAAACGAAACAUCUUUAGACCAAAACCAAACGUAUUUUGAAGAUCUAGUACAGCCAAAUCUAGUAUGUGACCAUUACUACGGGAUGGGCGUCGAGAAUGCAUGGUCACGUGGCUAUAGUGGAAAGGGCGUUGUGGUUGCCGUAACUGAUAUAGGCAUAAAUACAGAUUUGAUUGAUCUCCAGCCAAAUAUUGAUGGUAACCUUUGCUUUAAUUUUAUAAACAAUUCAACGAAUGUAACACCAGAGUAUUUACAUUCAUACAGGGAGGAAUCAUUUACUGACCAUGGAAAUAGAUGUGCCAGCCUCAUUGCUGCUGUAAAAGGAAACGAAGUCUGUAGCGCAGGAAUUGCCUUUAAUGCAUCCAUUGCCGCGCUUAAAAUGUUUGGAGCCUACAGAGACUAUCCUAAGCAUACUCAUGCCUGGUCAAGUUCUGACAUGAUGGCCAGAUCUCACGUUUACGGUCCAGACAAAACUGACAUUUAUUCAAACUCCUGGGGACCAACCGAGCCGUUUUCAGAGAUUGGUCUUGAUCGCAGAGAAGCCAUGAGGAGUAGUGCAAAAACGCUUACUACGUCAUUUUGGAAUAAAUGCGUAACAGGUUUUGUGGGAGUAUCUGCUGCAACCGCGAAUGUUGCCGGAAUUAUAGCGUUAGCCUUAGAAGCAAGACGUGGAUUGUUAACAAGAAUCAACAAAUAUAACAACGAACGCAGCUGA
Messenger RNA from Mercenaria mercenaria, 1122 nucleotides. Its product is annotated as neuroendocrine convertase 2-like. Gene Ontology annotation, cellular component: Golgi membrane; trans-Golgi network. Gene Ontology annotation, molecular function: serine-type endopeptidase activity. The coding region runs from base 493 to 1122 and encodes 209 amino acids. Gene Ontology annotation, biological process: protein processing. NCBI's taxonomy places the organism in Eukaryota, Metazoa, Mollusca, Bivalvia, Venerida, Veneridae. The transcript has 9 exons. The record is from RefSeq and is a predicted model, not a curated record.